GCUGAUCAUAUGACGUUCCCUCUUUUCUGCAGUCUGUCCUUUAAAUAGAGAGGCAUGCAACAUUUAAAUACAACACGCCGGUCUAACAGGCAGCUCCGUCAUAUAUAUGUCAGUGUGCAGAACAAUGAGCAUGGAGCCUAAGUAGAAGCUCAUACACUCACAUUUAAGUCAAUUGAUUGACAGCCACGCAAGCUUACUUCAGGUUGCCACUGCACCACGGUUGCAGUCUGGAUACUCUGUUUGCCUAAACCGGUUUUGGUACAACAAAAAAAAAGAAAGAAAAAAAAGGCAACUCAUAGGGCGUUGAAAGAUUGAAGUGCUGCAAACACUGGGAAGGGAAACGACCUCCGAGCUGGUUGGAAUAAGGGUCCCUGUUUCUGCCCCAGACACCAAGUUUCCAUGGAGGCAGGCUCGUCCCUCAGCCUCAAACGAAGAUAUGAAGAGGUGGACCACAGCUCUCCAUUCUCCACACCGAAAGACUCCGACGAUGACAUCUCCAGCAGUGACAGCGCUGACAGCUGUGACAGCCUCAACCCCCCUUCCAGCACUGCAUUUACCCCCACCUCCAUCCUCAGACAGCACAAGCCGUCACCGGGGGGGAAACGGGUACGCUUUGAUGUGGUGACGGUGUAUUACUUCCCCCGACGGCAAGGGUUCACCAGCGUGCCCAGCCAAGGGGGCAGCUCUCUGGGCAUGGCCCGGCACCACUCCUCCAUCAGGCACUACACGCUGGGCGAGUUCGCCCGCGAACAGGAAACAAGCCACCGCCACACGUUAAGGCAGCACCUGCGCCAAGAGAAGCUCAAUGCCCGCAAGAUGAAGCUGACAAGGAACGGCACAGUGGAGUGCGCUCAGGCGGACCUGCUGACUCUGGAGGACGUAUCAGAUGAGGACCUGGACGUGGACGGGGUGGAGGUGGACGACUGUUUCUUCCUCCAGCCGCUGCCCACAAAGCGUCGCCGAGCCCUCCUGCGAGCCUCUGGCAUCGCCCGCAUAGACGCCCGGGAGAAAGCUGAGCUCAGAACCAUCCGCCUCUCGCGGGAGGAAUGCGGCUGCGACUGCCGCUUGUACUGCGACCCUCGCCACUGUGGCUGCAGCCAGGCUGGCAUUAAGUGCCAGGUGGAUCGAAUGUCAUUCCCAUGUGGCUGCUCUAGGGACGGCUGUGGCAACGUAGCGGGCCGCAUCGAGUUCAACCCUCUACGUGUCAGAACCCAUUACCUGCACACCAUCAUGAAGCUGGACCUGGAGAAAAGAAGAAUGCUAAUCCAAGGCACUGGGGACCAGUAUGGUGAAUCUGACCAGAUGUCCUCCCCCUCCUCCACCUGCCCCACUUCUCCAGACCUAUCCUCGGCAGCUGGCCUUGACUCUGAGCUGGAGGAGAGCGAGGUGCAGACAGUAGUGGAGGUUCAGGAUCUCCUGGCAGAGCAGGACAUUCUGGAGCGAGAAAACGAGACAGCUGUUUUGCACCUGCAGAGCGCGGAGGAGCAGGAGAGGAGGGAGAGGGAGGAGGCAGAGGGGGAGACGGUGCAGCAGGAGCUGGGUGCUGGAGGUCUCACGGAGCAGCCUCUCUGCCUCCUGCCUGGUGCUCUGGGAGGGGAGCUGCCCGAGCAGGCAGAGGUGCCGGGUGUGGAGCAGGUCCUCCUGCAGGGGCCGUUCCCCACGGGGGCCACGGUCCUCUGCAUCACUGACAACCAGGAGGAGAGCCCCUCUGACCUCCUCAAAGACUCCACUUCUCUGCUCUACUAUGAGCUCAGUCCCAUAGAGCCUGAAGCCUUUGAGACUCUGCCCAGAGCAGAGGAGGCUCGACAAGAUUCAGGAGGAGGUGCAAGGAAACAAGGAGGAGGAGGAGGAGGAGAGGAGGAAUCAAAGGAUGAUAAGCCUGAAGAGAUCAACCGCAGGCAGAGCUUAGGCAAGUCUAUGACCAAUGUGAAUCUGUGCUCGGAGGAGUGCAUGGCAGGAGUGGAGGAGAGGCCCUCGAGUCCCCAGCAGGGCCUCCCUGAAGCGCAGUGCCACCGGGAGUUGUGCUUGGAAGGAGAAGUAAAUCCACUGCCUCCAGAAGUUUAGUUCUAGCUUCUCUGCAGAUAUUUUGCACAAUAGCUUCAUCUAAGAUGAAAAAAAAUAAUACAUGUUUCACAAUUAUUACUGCUAUCAUCAAGAAUUAUUACAGGUUGCAAUCUCUUGUAGUGACUGUCAUGUAAUUAUGUGGAGCAUGAGGUCGAGUAUUACAAUCCAUGAGGGAAGGGGGAUGCUGAGAGCACAUACAGAUCACUCCCCGGGAGUUAUAUGGAUGCAUGUAUAAGGCAACAUUGUACAUAAUUCUGUUGGGGGUGUUGAACGCGGCCUUAAUGGAAAAAAUACAUAAAAACACUUGUGGGAGUCAUUUGUAAACGAGAAAGUACAGCAAGUAGGGCUUUGUUAAUUUCCAAUGUAGCGAACAGAAAAACACAAUGUAUGAAUGCUGACAUAAGCUUUUUGUUUGGUGAAGUAUAACACUAUAAUCACUGAACACAAAUUGUUUUGCAGCACACAAGAAGCUGGUCAUUUCAGGGCUCGACAGUAAAGGUAGCCAGGUUGUCAUUGGCAACCAUUUUGAGAAAUUUGCAACCAAUUGUUAACCUGUUAAAUAGGGACAACAAACUGCAAAAUGUGCACCCAUGAAUAAAUAUUUUGUAAUAUUUGUUACAUUAAAUGAUAUUCAAAUAUUUCUGUUACAGUCAGAACCAGACAACGCCACACGUACGUUGGUGCGUUUACUCGCGUGCGCAUAGUCAUCUCUUUUAGAGACAAUGGUGAAUGACUGUGAACAUUUUGAUUUACCCAUCUACAUCACAAAUGAGUAUGAAAAUUGAUUGAACUGUUAAAGAACCAGAUGAACCAGAACGAAAAGGAAAAAUGUUGCCGGCAUCUUUGAGCUGGACUGAGAAUUAAGCUGCAGAGCAUGUACAACACCUGCAUAAGUGACACAUCAAGUUCACUAACUCGAAGCAACACAAAAAUAUCUGGAUGGAUGCUGGGGGAGCUGGUACACCCAUUGGCGAGCCGAUGAACCGCCAUUUGCAAGAUUUUCAUUAUUAAGCUGACGUAUAACUGCAUCGUAUCUUAUACCACAUGACCAAUUUUGGGAACCAAAAACUGAUUCCUGGUUGCCAGCCUGGCAACCACUUUUAAAAGUUAGUGUUGAGCCCUGUAAUUUCAGACACUUACUGGCUCACUUUCCAUUGCGGCAAACAUGUGCCGUCAAGCCAAAUGAAGGCCUCUGAUAGUAUCAUCUGUUGAAAAUAGACCUAAUAAUCCUGGAAAUACUUGUGUUUGUGUACUGUAUAUGUGUUUGCGAUGUGCAAGACAGAGCCAAGGU
This is a messenger RNA of Anoplopoma fimbria (sablefish), 3355 nucleotides long. It is a transcript of the gene csrnp2, whose product is annotated as cysteine-serine-rich nuclear protein 2. Gene Ontology annotation, molecular function: DNA-binding transcription factor activity, RNA polymerase II-specific; sequence-specific DNA binding. The record is from RefSeq and is a predicted model, not a curated record. Bases 400 to 2064 code for a protein of 554 amino acids. Lineage: Eukaryota; Metazoa; Chordata; Actinopteri; Perciformes; Anoplopomatidae. The transcript is spliced from 5 exons. Gene Ontology annotation, biological process: regulation of transcription by RNA polymerase II. Gene Ontology annotation, cellular component: nucleus.